AUGAUGAUUAACGGGAGUCUAGCAGGUGAUUUCAUAUUGGUGGGUUUCUCUGACCAGCCACAACUCGAGAAGAUUCUCUUUGUCUUGGUGUUAAUCUUCUACCUCCUAACACUUGUGGGAAACACAACAAUCAUCCUUGUCUCCUGCCUGGAUCCCAUGCUCCACACACCCAUGUAUUAUUUUCUCACCAAUCUUUCCUUUGUUGAUCUAUGCUUUACCACCAGCAUUGUCCCACAGUUGCUGUGGAACCUCCAUGGUCCAGACAAGACAAUUACUCCUAUAGGUUGUGCCAUUCAACUCUAUGUGUCUCUGGCACUGGGAUCCACGGAGUGUGUGCUCCUUGCGGUCAUGGCAUUUGAUCGUUAUGCUGCUGUUUGCCAACCACUUCACUAUGCUACAGUUAUGCAUCCACAACUUUGCCAUUCACUUGCAGCAAUAGCAUGGUUAAGUGGGCUGGGGAAUACCCUGAUUCAAGGCACCAUUACACUUAGAUUGCCUCGUUGUGGAAACCGUAGAAUAUAUCAUUUCAUUUGUGAAGUACCUGCCAUGAUCAAAUUGGCCUGUGUAGACAUUCAUGCCAAUGAAGUCCAACUCUUUAUGGCAUCGUUGGUACUGCUUCUACUUCCACUAGGGCUCAUAUUGAUCUCAUAUGGCUUCAUUGCCCAAGCGGUAAUGAAAAUAAAAUCAGCUCAAGCGUGGCGAAAGGCACUUGGAACAUGUGGGUCUCAUCUUUUGGUGGUAACUCUCUUCUAUGGAACCAUCACAGCUGUCUAUAUCCAACCAAAUAGCUCCUACGCCCGCAGUCAAGGAAAGUUUAUAACUCUUCUGUAUACUGUAGUAACGCCUACCUUUAACCCUCUCAUUUACACUUUGAGAAACAAAGAUGUAAAAGGAGCUUUGAAAAGACUGGUACUGAAGGAUCUUAACAAGUCAAAGUGA
This is a messenger RNA of Sorex fumeus (smoky shrew), 939 nucleotides long. Its product is annotated as olfactory receptor 2G3-like. The record is from RefSeq and is a predicted model, not a curated record. Gene Ontology annotation, biological process: G protein-coupled receptor signaling pathway. Gene Ontology annotation, molecular function: G protein-coupled receptor activity; olfactory receptor activity. NCBI's taxonomy places the organism in Eukaryota, Metazoa, Chordata, Mammalia, Eulipotyphla, Soricidae. Gene Ontology annotation, cellular component: membrane. The transcript has a single exon. Bases 1 to 939 code for a protein of 312 amino acids.